Molecule: messenger RNA, 234 nt
Organism: Colletotrichum spaethianum
Lineage: Eukaryota; Fungi; Ascomycota; Sordariomycetes; Glomerellales; Glomerellaceae
Exons: 1
Coding region: 1-234 (77 amino acids)
Source: RefSeq, a predicted model, not a curated record
AUGUGUUUCGGCGGAUCCAGACGCAGAACUUACGGUGGCGGCGGCGGCAUGAUGGGCGGGCCCCGCCCGGCGGUUGUCCAGACCCACCACCACCACCACGGUGGCGGCAUGGGCGGCGGCGGAAUGAUGGGCGGCGGCGGCCGAAUGGGUCCUCGUUCUGGCUUCGGCGGGGGCGGUUUUGGCAGACGCGGCAUGGGAGGCGGCGGAAUGAUGGGCGGACGCAGACGUUGCUAA